GGCACGUGUGCCCACAGAGGGCGCUCUGAAUGCUGCCUCUGGCAUCCGUGCCAUUGGUUCGCCACCACUGCUCUAAAGCAACAAGGGGCAAGCUGAGCUUUUCUUGGUGGCCCAGAGAGUCUUCUCUGAUCAAUCUUGCUGAAAAUAUAAUUUUUCAUCUAUUAAGAAAUGGAACAGUAAAAUUGGAGGGGAAGGUCUACGCUCAGCCUAAUACAGUUAAAUGAACUAUGAACCCCAUUGUCCAAGACCAAGGGAGAGGGGAAAACUAAGGGACUCCCUUUCCAUCACUGUCCCGUGCCCGGUGGCCCUCGAGGCUGCCAACCGGGGCCGCCCCCCCCCCGCCACCCAAUGGGCGCCUAUCUCUGCUAUUACCCUAGCCUUUGCAGAACAGGUACUGUACGUAGCCUGGGAAAAGCCAGAGCAGGUGUUGUAAUCGCAGGCGCCGAGCCGAGCCAGCGGCGCCCUUUGUCCUCUGGAUCAGGUGAAGCUGCGAGAAGCUUGAGGACGUGGGAAGGCGCGGCGAGAUCUCCAGAUCUAGGAAGUGGGGAAGAGAGGAACCUGCGAAGCUAUUUCGGCUUUUCCGCCCUCCGUUCUUGCCUGCGGAGGAACUGCUGCCAUGGAGCCGUUCAGCUGGGAUAUUUCUGUUUUGAUUGCCGUGGCUGCAAUUGUACCAUCUAUGCUAUUUUUGCUUUAUAAAAUAAUUGGAUUUCAGAGGAAGAAAGAUCCAGUGACCUUGCAGGAUCCAAAUAUCAAAUAUCCAUUGUCUUUGAUGGAGAAAGUGGAUAUCAGCCAUGACACCAGGAGAUUUCGAUUUGCACUUCCAUCCCCAGAACACAUAUUGGGCUUGCCUGUAGGCCAACAUGUAUACCUCUCUGCUAAAGUCAGUGGUAACCUUGUGAUUCGGGCUUAUACUCCAGUUUCUAGUGAUGAAGUGAAAGGAUAUGUUGAUUUAGUAAUAAAGGUUUACCGCAAAAAUGUUCAUCCCAAAUUUCCUGAAGGUGGAAAGAUGUCCCAGUACUUAGACAUCAUGAAAAUUGGUGACACCAUGGAUUUCAGAGGGCCUAAUGGGCUUCUGGUUUAUAAAGGAUCAGGUAAAUUUGCUAUCAAAUUGGAUAAAAAGUCUGAAGCAAAGAUGAAGUUUGUUAAGCACCUUGGGAUGAUUGCUGGGGGAACAGGAAUUACUCCAAUGCUUCAGCUGAUCCGCCAUAUCACAAAGGACCCUACCGAUAAAACAAAAUGUUAUCUCCUUUUUGCUAAUCGGACGGAACAGGAUAUAUUACUGAAACCAGAGCUUGAAGAUGUAGCUGCAAACCACUCAGACCAAUUUAAAUUGUGGUAUACUUUGGACAGACCACCUCAUGGAUGGAAGUAUAGCACUGGCUUCGUUACUGCAAACAUGAUAAAGGACCAUCUUCCUCCCCCCUCUGGGGACACUUUGAUUCUGAUGUGUGGACCUCCACCCAUGAUUCAAUUUGCCUGUCAGCCCAAUCUUGAGUUUCUGGGAUAUGCAAAAGAGAGCACAUUUGCUUACUGAACUUGAAAGUAAUUCAUUUAGCAGAUGUCAUAGCUACUAUGGUUAUGCAAAACAUUUGAAGGUGCACAUUACAGAGUGGGUUGAUGUAAGCAAAAUGUUCCUUGAAGCAUUAAAACAACCAUGACCUGUAGGAGUGUCCCUACAACUACCUUGAAGAAUUUCCCCAAAUGUGUAAUUAUGCAACUACUUUGGUUGGCCGGCAAUCCCAGAGAAAGUGUUGUUUGUGCACGAAUACUGUAAUGGAAUGCACACCUGGAAGAGCAGUGGGUUGGUGGAAGGGACUUGUGGCAACACAGAGCUUUUCCAGAGACAGGCUCAGAGUAAGAGGCUGCAUAGUUCCAAGCUCUGUGUGUGUGUGUGUGUGGGGGAAGAAGUUCAGGGUAGCCA
Crotalus tigris (Tiger rattlesnake) is the source of this 1921-nucleotide messenger RNA. RefSeq names its product NADH-cytochrome b5 reductase 2-like. Gene Ontology annotation, cellular component: mitochondrion. The coding region runs from base 617 to 1534 and encodes 305 amino acids. The record is from RefSeq and is a predicted model, not a curated record. The transcript has 9 exons. Lineage: Eukaryota; Metazoa; Chordata; Lepidosauria; Squamata; Viperidae. Gene Ontology annotation, molecular function: FAD binding; oxidoreductase activity.